Molecule: messenger RNA, 6307 nt
Organism: Rattus norvegicus (Norway rat)
Lineage: Eukaryota; Metazoa; Chordata; Mammalia; Rodentia; Muridae
Gene: Adam23
Product: ADAM metallopeptidase domain 23
Biological process (GO): proteolysis
Cellular component (GO): plasma membrane
Molecular function (GO): metallopeptidase activity; metalloendopeptidase activity
Source: RefSeq, marked validated
GCAUCCUCAGGCCCGGCAGCAACCCCCGCAGUCACUGGUGCGGCCGCGCCCGCUACUGGGAGGGUGCAGCCGCUGGGGGAGGCUCCAAGUUGGCGGAGCGGCGGGGACCCCCUCUGCGGGCCGCUCCCCGAAAGGCGGAAAGAGUCGAGGAGGGCGCGCCGCCGUCCCCGAGACCCCAACCCCUGACCCCUGCCCGCGGCCGCAGCAUGCGCGCCCAGCCGGCGUGACCGGCUCCGCCCGCAGCCGCCCCGCAGCCCAGCCCGGCGCUCUCGCGGGUCACUCGGACCGGCGCCCGGGAGCGAUGAGCCAUGAAGCCGCCCGGCAGCAGCUCCCGGCGGCCGCCCCUGACGGGCUGCAGCCUGCCCGGCGCCUCCCGCGGCCCCGGCCGCUGCCCCGCCGGCCCGGUGCCGGCCCGCGCGCCGCCCUGCCGCCUGCUCCUCGUCCUUCUCCUGCUGCCUGCGCUCGCCGCCUCGUCCCGGCCCCGUGCCCGGGGGGCCGCUGCGCUCAGCGCUCUGCAUUGGAAUGAAACUGCAGAAAACAGCCCGGGAGUUGUGGCAGAUGAAGACAGCACAUUGCAACAGAAUGGCAGCAGAAAUACCAGCUACAGCAGUGCAGUGCAGAAAGAAAUCACACUGCCCUCAAGACUGGUGUAUUACAUCAACCAGGACUCAGAAAGCCCUUAUCAUGUUCUUGACACAAAGGCCAGACACCAACAGAAACACAAUAAGGCUGUCCAUCUGGCCCAGGCAAGCUUCCAGAUCGAAGCCUUUGGCUCCAAGUUCAUUCUUGACCUCAUACUGAACAAUGGUUUACUAUCUUCGGACUACGUGGAGAUCCACUAUGAGGACGGGAAGCAGAUGUACUCUAAGGGCGGAGAGCACUGCUACUACCAUGGGAGCAUCAGAGGUGUCAAGGACUCCAGGGUGGCUCUGUCGACCUGCAAUGGACUCCAUGGCAUGUUUGAGGAUGACACUUUCGUGUAUAUGAUAGAGCCUCUGGAGCUGACUCAUGAUGAGAAAAGCACUGGCCGACCACACAUAAUCCAGAAAACCUUGGCAGGACAAUAUUCUAAGCAGAUGAAGAAUCUCAGCACAGAUGGCAGUGACCAGUGGCCUUUGCUACCUGAAUUACAGUGGCUGAGAAGAAGGAAAAGAGCAGUUAAUCCAUCGCGAGGUGUGUUUGAAGAAAUGAAGUAUUUGGAGCUUAUGAUUGUUAACGAUCACAAGACGUAUAAGAAGCACCGCUCUUCUCACGCGCAUACGAACAACUUCGCAAAGUCUGUGGUCAACCUUGUAGAUUCUAUUUACAAGGAACAGCUCAACACCAGGGUUGUCCUGGUGGCUGUAGAGACCUGGACCGAGAAGGAUCAAAUUGACAUCACCAUCAACCCCGUGCAGAUGCUUCAUGAGUUCUCCAAGUACCGGCAACGUAUCAAACAGCAUGCAGACGCGGUCCACCUUAUCUCGCGUGUGACAUUCCAUUAUAAGAGAAGCAGUCUGAGUUACUUCGGAGGUGUGUGUUCCCGCGUAAAAGGGGUUGGUGUGAAUGAGUACGGUCUUCCAAUGGCAGUGGCACAAGUGUUAUCGCAGAGCCUGGCUCAAAACCUUGGAAUCCAGUGGGAACCUUCGAGCAGGAAGCCAAAAUGUGAAUGCAUAGAGUCCUGGGGCGGCUGCAUCAUGGAAGAAACAGGGGUGUCCCACUCUCGAAAGUUCUCAAAGUGCAGCAUUUUGGAGUACAGAGACUUUUUACAGAGAGGAGGCGGAGCGUGUCUUUUCAAUAGGCCGACUAAGCUGUUUGAGCCCACGGAAUGUGGAAACGGAUAUGUGGAAGCCGGGGAGGAAUGCGAUUGUGGUUUCCAUGUGGAAUGCUACGGAGUUUGCUGUAAGAAAUGCUCUCUCUCCAACGGGGCCCACUGCAGUGACGGCCCCUGUUGUAACAACACCUCGUGUCUUUUUCAGUCACGAGGGUACGAAUGUCGGGAUGCCGUGAACAGCUGUGAUAUAACGGAGUACUGCACCGGAGACUCUGGCCAGUGCCCGCCGAAUCUGCAUAAACAAGAUGGCUACGCCUGCAAUCAAAAUCAGGGUCGCUGCUACAAUGGCGAGUGCAAGACAAGGGACAACCAAUGCCAGUACAUCUGGGGGACAAAGGCUUCGGGGUCAGACAAGUUCUGCUAUGAAAAGCUGAACACAGAAGGCACCGAGAAGGGCAAUUGUGGCAAGGAUGGAGACCGGUGGAUUCAGUGCAGCAAACAUGAUGUGUUCUGUGGAUUUCUGCUUUGCACCAAUCUUACCCGAGCUCCGCGUAUUGGUCAACUUCAAGGAGAGAUCAUCCCGACUUCCUUCUACCAUCAAGGCCGAGUUAUUGACUGCAGUGGUGCUCACGUAGUUUUAGACGAUGAUACAGAUGUGGGCUAUGUAGAAGAUGGGACUCCAUGUGGCCCCUCCAUGAUGUGCUUAGAUCGGAAGUGCCUACAGAUUCAAGCCCUAAAUAUGAGCAGCUGCCCACUUGACUCCAAGGGUAAAGUCUGCUCAGGCCAUGGGGUGUGUAGCAACGAAGCCACCUGCAUCUGUGACUUCACUUGGGCAGGCACAGACUGCAGCAUCCGGGAUCCAGUUCGGAACCCCAACCCCCCAAAGGAUGAAGGACCUAAGGUGAACAUGGCCACAAGCAGGCUCAUAGGGGCCGUGGCUGGCACCGUUCUGGCCCUGGGGGUGAUUUUUGGAGGCACAGGGUGGGGCAUAGAAAACGUCAAGAAGAGGAGAUUCGAUCCCACUCAGCAAGGCCCCAUCUGAAUCAGCUGCACUGGAGGAGUGCCACCUUGCACUGUGGGGUUCUGGCAAUGACAUGCUUUCCACCAUGCUGCUGGAACUCUUAAGUCUGUAAACAAGACCAUUGGGUGGUAAUGACUACAGAGCUCAAAUCUGAGGACGGGGAUGGGGUACAACACAACAGUCCCUUUUGGAAAUAACUUCAAGUAACCCCCUCUAUCACCUGUCAAUAAAGGGGAGGGGUUAAAGACCACGUCAUUAUAAAAAAACUGUUCAGAAUCCUUUAUUUUUCUUUCUUUUUAACUAAAGGAGAAGGGAGCAGCAACAAGUGCAAUAAAAGAACAAAUCGCCAGUGACCCCCCCUUAGCCUGCUGACACUUAAUAUCUUCUAAAGGAUUUGGCAUGAUUUUUUUUCCUUUUACUAUCAAAGACAAACUCCAGCGGCAUGAAGAUCCAAUUUUGGAAAGGGUAAAAACUGCAUGGCAUAUAUAACAACAAGCUAGCAAGCCAGCCUUCAGCAAAUCCUACCGUGGAAAUCCCGAGGGGAAGAUGACAGACGACCACACAGACGCUGCCUGGCUUUGGAUUAAUGCCUUCCCACUCCUCCACCUCCGUCCUGGCCCACCUUUUCCCUCCAUGCCCCUCGGCCCACUCUGGACCGGCCGUGGCAGCACUCAUCUGGACUGUGUUCUUGAUGCCCUGUACCCAUUAUUUCUCUCCUGGACCAAGCAUCCUUUGGAAAUGGGAUCUGGAACUUGAACAGUGCUAUUGUACAGUUCUUUUAUAAAUGUAGAUAUGGAAGUGAGGUUUUGACACGCCAUUUUCGCUUGUCUCUAUGGAAAUGUUUUCCUCGCAAAGAUACUCUCUAUACUUUGUUGCUUGCUCCACAUCUUCUUUAUCUUUCUUUUUCCUCUUGUUUUCCUCCUUUGUCUCUGUCCUCUCUUAUAACAUAUCCACUUGCUUAACAAGACAGACGUAGCCACAGAUGCAGGGAGUUUGGGCACAAAUCUAGAAUGUUUGAAACCAAAUAUUAAAAAAAACCUAGGGGGCUGGGGGGGGGACCACAAAACAACCCAUAACAAGAACACAAAAUAUGUAAGUGUGAGUGUAUAUGUACUGAUGACCCUAACAUGUUUGAUGUCAUCAUAAGCACAUGUAUAUACCGUAGGGAAACCGAGACCCUUCUCAAGUUAAUCACAGAAGUGCCAAACUCAUCAUUCUCGCUUCUGGUUUCGACAGUUCUCUUUCCCUGUCAUAAAUGUGAAAGGAGGAGGAACUUAAAGCCUUAAAUAAAGAAUUAAUAACUUUUAAAUGCUGGAAGCUUGGAGACAGUUCAGCUUUCCAUUCUGUUCAUCUGUAUCUAUUUAAUUUUUUUUGAUAAAUUUCAUUUAUGCUUCCUCUUCCUGCCUCAGAGCCUGUGUGACAGAGCCCAGUGUAGACAGCAGGUCAUCUCUGAUCAUUUCUGCAUGGUGGUUUCGGGACUCUCCCGACCUCUGUGUUUUGCUGGACCAUGGACUCUGGGUUGUGAUGGGAUUCCACUAUGUCUGAGUCCAUACGCUUCUUUUUUCCCCCAAGUGGCCAGGGAGAUAGAGUCUUGGCAUUCCCAAGGCUGAGUUUCCCUCAUCUUCCCCCAUUGCAAUUCUAAGGGAACAGGCUAUUGAGGAGGUCCUCUCCUAGGUUUGCUUUGGACAUACAGAUAUACAGUGAAAACCCAUCAAGGACUCGACCUGCCAGAGAGCCCUACUUCUUCACUGGCCCACUUUUAGCAAGAACAUCCAGAUGAACUAUGCAUUUCUUCCUGGCGUUGAGGUACUUUUACAUUUAGCUCUUAGCCCCUCUCUGGCAAGACUUAAGUUUUACAUUUUCCUCGACUGGGAGGAGGAUUUCCUAAUGGGCUUCAUGAAACUGGACUUUCCCUCUUCCCCCAAAGAUAUCUUUAAUUGUUGACAUUUCACCCUCACAGAGUAGAAACCUUGAUUGCUAUGUACAACCCCAGACCAUAACUUAACAUCCUAACCUUCAGAUGGCUUUCUGAGAAACAGGUGCUAUGUAGGUAUGCAGUCUGUCGCUUGAACUUGCUGUUUGUUUCUAUAGUAAUAACAGGGCUCUCUGAAGGCGAGUUGGCCUUAUUUCUGGUUCCAGAAGACACGGGUUGUAUCCCUUUACUUAAUGGCAGUGGUUCAGUUGGAGGAAGGUCAGAGGAAACUCAGAUGGUAUCUCUUCCUGUUGUUGCAAUGUUUCGGGGUCCACUUCACUAUGAGAUACCAAGCAGCUGCCAACCUCACUGUACUCAUUUCAUUACUAUUCCCGAGGCACCAUGGUGAGUUUUUCCAACAUAAAACCAUGUCAGUUACAAAACAGAUCUCCCUUGAUAACUUUGGAACAUUUCACAAACAACAUUGUAAAUGUGCGAUGUUAUGUUUUAAAUCAGACCACAGUGGUCCCCAAAUAUUAUGUACAUAUGACAAAUGCCAGUGUAACUUUUUGUUACGCUGACAGUUUCAUAGGUAAACCAACCUAUGCUCCAAUGUUAAAUUACGUGUGUAUAUGUGAAAUACACAAGCAUUAAGCUAAGUGUGUAUGGACACGAGGGUAGUGCAAUCAUACUGUAUAAAAUGGGCCAGAAUCAUUUUCAGUGGUGUUAGGUCAUGUAGUUUCAGACUCGUUGCUGCAUUUUCUCUUGCACAUGCCAUCCAUUUGCUUAUUCUUGGGCGUGAGUACUCCUUAUUAAUUUGAAUUCAAAGCACAAGCCUCCCCUUGUUCAACAUUGCCCAACGAGAGUGUCAAGUGAUGGCCAAGUUCCCACUUCACCUGCUCUACUUUUACUGCGACACUGACGAGGAGGUGUGCGCUGACCUCAUUGCUCACCCGGGAUAGUGCAUGAACCCACUGAAUUAGACCUACUUCUACCAGCUAAGUGAGCAGUACCAUAGGUGCAUGUUUCAACAGGAGUCACAUAGAGUGCUGGAGUUUUGCCAAGUGAUGUGUUUUCUUUUUUUCCUUUUCUUAUUUCUCUUUCUUUCUUUCUUCCUUUCUUUCUUCCUUCCUUUCUUUCUUUUUUUUUUACUAUGCAAAGAUGGGAAAUGCACAAACCUCCAAGACAUGUCUGAAGAACUUUACAAUACUUGAAUCCUUUCUUUAAUUAUCCCAUCACAUUGUUAUGGUCACUGACACUUCCAUUGUUGUUUUUCCUUUCUUUUGUUCCCUUCAACUCCAAUGGUUUGUGAUUUUUAAAUGCACAACCCGAACUUUUGUUUGAAGUUAAAUUCUAACCCUCUUUGCUGCCUGUGAGCAAAGAUUCCAUCAUGCUUAUAUGCAUCUUUUGGUUGACUGUGCAUUAAAAGUUUUAUUAUUGUAGGAUGUCGCGGUUUUGUGCUUUGACUGGUGUUUCUUAACUCUCGUUUCUUCUGUGUUUUCUUGCAUUAUUGGUCAAGUGGCUAUGUGCCUGGGAUUUGGCAGUCUCAAUCAAAGGUUCACUGCAAACUGAAGCAGCCAAUGGAGCAAAAUAAACUUUCUGGUUAAUGGUUAAUGUUCUG